Messenger RNA from Chrysoperla carnea, 4323 nucleotides. RefSeq names its product protein turtle (gene tutl). The transcript has 10 exons. Gene Ontology annotation, molecular function: cell-cell adhesion mediator activity. Gene Ontology annotation, cellular component: axon; plasma membrane. Lineage: Eukaryota; Metazoa; Arthropoda; Insecta; Neuroptera; Chrysopidae. Gene Ontology annotation, biological process: axon guidance; dendrite self-avoidance; homophilic cell-cell adhesion. The coding region runs from base 166 to 4104 and encodes 1312 amino acids. The record is from RefSeq and is a predicted model, not a curated record.
UUUUGUGUUUAUUUUUUUUGGUUAAUAAUUUUUCUUUUUAAUUGUUUAUACAACGGUCACAACGUGUGGUGUGUUCUGCAAUUACCAGGAUAUUUACUAGCACCUGUUUUAAAGGUGACUGGUGUGCAAUGCGAGGGCUAUAGCAGAGACUAUGGGAACAGAGGGAUGGGCAUGCGAGGGGACCAAGGGGCCAAGUUAUGUCGCCAGGCAGUGACUCAAACCCUCGGCCUCGGCUUCCUCCACCUCUCGUGCUGCUGCGCGCUAUUUCUACUUGUCAUCAUAGCUACACCAGGUAUUUGUUUCCAAGAUGCAGUACACAUCACAGCAAUACUCGGUGAGUCAGUGGUGUUCAACUGCCACGUGGAGUUCCCGGGAGAACAUCCCGUCCCAUAUGUGUUGCAGUGGGAGAAGAAGGUAGGCGAAACGGGGCAGGAGAUACCCAUAUACAUCUGGUACGACAGUUACCCAACCCACAGCGGAGAAGGAUAUGAAGGGAGAGUGUCACGAGUAUCACAAGAUUCACCGUUUGGUGCUGCAUCACUUAACUUGACCAACAUUCGUGAGUCCGAUCAAGGCUGGUAUGAAUGUAAAGUUGUAUUCCUCAAUCGUUCACCAAACCCAAACAAAAAUGGUACCUGGUUCCACUUGGAUGUUCAUGCGCCACCUCGAUUUAGUGUCACGCCUGAAGACAUCAUAUACGUUAACCUCGGCGAUGCAAUUAUCCUUAAUUGCCAAGCUGAGGGUACACCUACACCAGAAAUACUCUGGUAUAAGGAUGCAAAUCCUGUAGAACCAUCAGCAACAAUUGGUAUAUUUAAUGAUGGUACCGAAUUACGUAUAUCAAAUAUACGGCAUGAAGAUACGUGCGAUUACACGUGUAUUGCACGUAAUGGCGAGGGUCAAGUAUCGCAUACGGCACGAGUUAUAAUUGCUGGUGCUGCUGUAAUUAUGGUACCACCAACAAAUCAAACCAAAUUAGAAGGUGAAAAAGUUCAGUUCACGUGUGAAGCAAAAGCUCAACCUGGUAAUGUGACGGUAAAAUGGUUCCGUGAGGGAGCACCAGUACGUGAAGUUGCUGCUUUAGAAACUAGAGUAUCAAUACGUCGUGAUGGCUCACUUAUUGUGAAUCCAGUGAGUGCUGAUGAUUCUGGACAAUAUUUGUGUGAGGUAACAAAUGGUAUUGGUGAGCCACAAUCAGCUUCUGCCUACUUAAAUGUAGAAUAUCCCGCAAAAGUUACAUUUACACCAACAAUACAAUAUUUACCAUUUCGUUUAGCAGGUGUUGUACAGUGUUACAUAAAGGCAAACCCUCCCCUACAAUAUGUUACGUGGACCAAAGAUAAACGAUUGUUAGAGCCUUAUCAAACAAAAGACAUUGUUAUUAUGAAUAAUGGUUCAUUGUUAUUUACACGUGUCAAUCAAAAUCAUCAAGGACGUUACACGUGUACGCCAUACAAUGCUCAAGGUACACAAGGUUCAUCGGGGCCAAUGGAAGUGUUGGUCCGUAAACCACCAAUAUUUACAUUAGAACCAGAAUCAAUGUAUCAACGAAAAGUCGGUGCAACUGUCGAAUUACAUUGUGAUGCUCAAGAGGCAGAAGGUACUCAAAAACCAAAUAUACAAUGGCAGAGGAGAGACGGUGCACCACUACCAAAAAAUCGAAUACGUGUUGCGGGUGGUAAUAUUACAAUAGAGAAUUUACGUAGAACCGAUUUUGGCUUUUAUCAAUGUGUAGCAACAAACGAAGUAGCGACAAUUGUAUCUACAACCCAAUUAGUUGUAGAAGGUACACAACCCCAUGCACCAUACAACGUAUCUGGUACUGCAACACAAUUUGGUGUUACUUUAUCAUGGAUGCCUGGCUAUAGUGGUGGUCCAGAUUAUAAACAAGAUUAUACGAUAUGGUAUCGUGAAGCUGGAGUAUCAGAGUGGUCGACAAUUCCCGUUACUCCAUCCGGUAGCACAUCGGUUACAAUAAAUCGUUUAUCGCCUGGUACCACUUACGAAUUUCAGGUGAUCGGAAAGAAUGCGUUAGGUGAUGGAAUGCUUAGUAAAGUAAUCACCAUUCGUACAUUAGACGUUUUUGAUUUAAGCAUUUUUAUUUUUCCAACUGAUUCUUCAGGAGCCACUUUAAUUCCACCAGUUCUUAGACCCAAAGGUCCAAAACCAGGUCCACCACGUAAUUUAACAGUAACCGAAAUUAGUAAUGGCUUUUUAAUAACAUGGCAACAGCCUUUAGAAAGAGCUCAUCUUACUCAAUACUAUACAAUUAAGUACCGUACUGAUGGCCAAUGGAAAACAUUAAACAAAGGCCAAAUUCGUCCAGAAGAAACUUCGUAUUUAGUAAAAAAUUUGGUUGGUGGUCGAACAUAUUAUUUCCGAGUAUUAGCAAAUUCUGUAACCAGUUACGAAUCCAGUGAUAUGGUAAAAUUUGCGGUGCCUGCACGAGUGAAACAUAAGGCUAUCACUGCCGGCGUAGUUGGUGGCAUUUUAUUCUUCAUCGUCGCUAUUAUAUUAUCAGUUUGUGCUGUUAAAAUUUGCAAUAAGCGAAAAAGACGAAAACAAGAAAAAGCUUAUAAUAUGGUAGCCUGUCGUAUAACAGACACGAGAAACGGUUCGAAUACACCUGCAGCAGAAAGUCAAGUGCCUUUGAAGAAACUUAGACAAAGCAGAAUACCAAGUGUAACGCUCCUUGGUCUGAUACUGAAUUGGAUAUGGCCACGUGAUCGAUGUAGAAGCGCAACAGCAAGUGUAAGUGGAUCCAUUGAUCAUUGGGCUGGUCCAGAGUUUAUUCAUACGGAUUUACCAAGUGCAAGUUUAGGACGCAUUCAUCGUGCCCCAGAUGGACGUUUUAUAUUAGUGGAUUCAGCACUUGCAUCUCGAGCCAAUAGUAUUUCUAAUUCUAGCAGCAGUGAUGAUGGUGGAUUUCUUCCACGUCGUGGAAAUCAUCGUUUUCGUGCAUCUUGGCGUCGACCUCUAGUGGGUUAUCCAAGUCAAUUAAGUUUACGAUCUGAAGGUUCCGGGCAAAGUGCGAGAGGUGGCCUAUCUGCAUUUUUAGGUGUACUAGGAAAUCUUGCACAGCAACCAAGAUUUCACAAUCAUCCCGCUGCACUUAUACCUGCAAUUUAUUCACCAACAGCACAUAAUUUUCCAGUCACACCACGUUUUCAAUCUAGUUCACCAGCCACGCCUAAUGCAUUGUUGCCAUCACCAUGGUCGCCUGUAUAUUUUAGUGAUUUAAGUUCAGUACGUCAUCCAAGUUCAGCAGAGCGUUCAUUUCCAACACCUCCUGGUUACAUGCAAUUACGUAAUGUACAUCAACGUUAUUCGCAAGAAUUGCCAUCGUUACGUGCUAUUCAUGAAGAGACGCGAAGUAAUCAAGGUUUUAUACCGGUUCAUCAUCCAUUAGCAACAAGUCCUGUACAACGUCGUGUUAUUAGAGUACCACCACCGUAUCCAAUAUUACCAACCAUACGUCCAAGAGCACGUUUGUUUCCAAGACAUGCACGAAUCACACGUAGCGCACCUGAAUUGGCUUCACCUGAUCAACACACAUCAUUCCAAGAAGCUUCACCAGAGAGUCGUUCAAGUUCAAGUGGAUUUGGUAGUAAAAAUACAUCAUCCCAACAGAAUCAAAGCUCACGUUCUGGUAGUAGCGUAGAAUGGCGUCUACCACCGUACCGUCCACCGCCACCGCCGCCAUCAACUACAACAAUACCAAUACAAACUCAACAACAAUUGCCACCACCUCCUCCGCCGCCAAUCGUUGGUCAAUGGUUGGAAUUCACAUCACGUUUACAUGACAAUUCACCAAUGAGCUCAGAUCCUGUUGUCCAUAAAGCUGUGGACGUUGGAAGUGUUGAUGGACAUUAUGAAUUUGAUCCAGCUACCCCAACACCUACACCUUCCACACCCACCGGACCACGUGAUGAUUUACGUAGUGAUUCAGAAACAUUAACGUCACGUAAAGCAUUUGGUCAAUUACGUAGCACCAGAUAUGAUAAUAUUGAAGCCCGUGUACAAGCAAUGAAAGAAGAAUUCCAUGAAUUUCGUAAACGACAAGCGAAACGUCGUCGUAGUCAAGAAUUAGAGAGUGCUUGUUAAUAAAUUUGUGUGUGCGCUCGAGAAUUAAACUUAAUAUAUGCAGUUAAAUACAAAACUUUAAUUUAUAAAAAAACGAUUUUUAUUUUGUUUUUUUCUAAAGUGCGCGUGCGUGAAUUCAAUGUUUUUAGUAUUUAGAAUUAUUUACAUAAAAAUAAUAUAUUUAAAAUUUAAACGAAACAUGUUCUAAAUUUCUUAUAAUUAAUUAUAAAGAGAACCAAA